GGAGUCGCCUGCAUCAGAAGCAGCCACCGCAGCGAUGAAUAGUCGCUGUGCGCGGAAGCGUCUCAGGCCGGGCGUGCCACACGUCUGGGCAGCGUCGAUGUCUUGAAUCGUCCCACGGUGCGCGGUUGGCGGCAUUUGCAGCUCUGAGUGGACCAAACGAGGCGCAGCGGCGUCUCGUCGCAGAUGCUUCUGCUCUCUUCUUGCUCCCCGUCCCACCUCGCAGGAACGGCGCGGCCUCGUGGAUAUCGCCUUGCUGCAUCGCGAACUCUUGCAUCCUGGUACAUUGUGCGAACCGUCGACGCGUGUGCGACGAGCCGGCGCGAGAUAAAUGUGUCGUCCUCCCACUGGCCAAGAUUGGACUCCAGUCGCCACGAGUCUGCAAGGGCCCUCACUCGGCACCAAGAUCUGCAGGCACGAGCACAGUCGAGAAUGAGCUGCUUUCCGCGAUCCAGUCACCCUCCCACAGCCUGGCAGAGCUGGCAGACGGAGCAGUAUGCCCACGGCAAUCCUGUAUAUACCAGCAAUGGGCACGCAAUGCCUGGCGACUACACGCAGAGCCAAAUGCACGUCCCAAUGACGCCGCCGCCGCCGUACGAUCCCGUCCAGAACCAGUAUGACUACGGACAACAGCCGAGCAGAGCAUUCUAUCUGCGGCCCGUGCAGAGUCAGCAACGGGUGCAUGUGCCUGCAGAAGCAAUAGCAAGACAAGAUGGCAGACUUCGAAGGCAGGCAUCGGCAUGGGCAUCUACAGUCGACCUUGGGCAAGUGUAUCAGAACACCGGAUCACAGCAGCAAGCAUGGCAGAGUAGUGUGAAUCUCAGUGCACCCCCUCUGCCAACGCGACCAGCUCCAAGACAGAAUGAUUGUCCUCUAGUACAAGCCAUGAAUCAAGGCUCGGCUUUGUGUGACCGAGUAGCAAAUGUUGCGGCCAGAGUGAACGAUGUUUUCGCGCGGAUCGACGACAGCGAAAGGGAGAGCGACGACGAGCUCGAAGAAGCUACGGGAGGACUCAUGACGAUCAACGAGAACGAGCCUACCAGCAGAAGCAAGUCCUCGCCUCUAGUAGACUUCAAGAAGACGUGGAUGUAUGCCAAUUCUCGUCUACCGCCGUUCAUGCUGCCCAUGAAGAUCUACAUUCCCACAUGGCAAAUCAUCUGCAUGGUGGCACAAGCUUCAUCAGAUGUAUACCGCAGACCACGACGAGGCGAGCGAGAAGACUUCGUCGAGGCAGAUUGGCAGCGAGGCACGAAGGCCAUGGUCAUCAAAACGCGUCCCGUUGAUGAUAAGAACAUCAUCGUGCUCGCGAUUCGAGGCAGCAAAACAUGGAAUCCCGUCGACUGGGCCAUCAACUUCAGAACACUACCCACUGAACCUAGUGGCUUUCUCGAUGAUACUGGAAAUGCUGUUCACGCUGGUUUCCUGCAGAUAGCCCGCGCCAUGGUCGCGCCCGUCGCCUCUCGCCUGCGAAGUAUGCUCGAGCAAAGCUACGCCCGUGGCCCUCCCUCACUGAUCCUCACCGGACACAGUGCUGGCGGAGCAGUAGCAAGUCUGCUCUUCAUGCACAUGAUGUCGACGAGCUUCGAAUCCGAACUGAACGAUCUCACAGGCUUCUUCAAGCGCGUGCACUGCAUCACAUUCGGAACACCGCCCGUCUCUUUCCUUCCACUGCAGAAGCCAUCAGGAAAGCGAUACGAACGCAACAUCUUCCUUCACUUCGCAAAUGAAGGCGACGUCGUCGUCAGAGCGGACAGAUCCUACAUGAGCACCAUCGUGCGAAUCGUAGCUGCUCCUUCACCCAUGUCAACCCCAACCACGACGAACACAUUACGAAAAUAUGCUUCACGACAGACAAUGAAAGGCGGAUACCAACCUGGAAACAAAUACCAACCACCACGAUGGGAAGUCCCACCGGCUACUCUUUCGAAUGCGGGCAGAAUGGUGUUGUUGCGAGAGAAACCCGGCAGCAAACGAAGAGCUAUCGAAGCUGUGCAGGUAACGGAUGAGGAAUUGAGGGAUGUAAUCUUUGGUGAUCCGGAAAUGCAUCGGAUGGAAUUGUAUAAGCAACGCAUUGAUGAACUUGCUGUUGCGGCUGUGACAGGACGUGACGAUGGAUGAACAGGACCUUUGCGACAUUGGAGACGCAGGCCAUAUGGUGGAUAUAAUAAUGAUUAAUGCCAGAUGAAUGAACGGAGC
Molecule: messenger RNA, 2193 nt
Organism: Cercospora beticola
Lineage: Eukaryota; Fungi; Ascomycota; Dothideomycetes; Mycosphaerellales; Mycosphaerellaceae
Product: lipase family protein
Biological process (GO): lipid metabolic process
Source: RefSeq, a predicted model, not a curated record